CCGCCCUCUGCGCUUCGAAGAGAAGCCCGACUACAGUCACCUGCGGCAGCUGUUCCGACAACUGUUCCAUCGCCAGGGCUUCACUUACGACUAUGUCUUUGACUGGAAUUUGCUCAAAUUUGAUGCCAGGGCGUAUCUAGACUCGAAGGCCCAGACCGACUUCCCUCUCGCGUGUAUGGGUGGGAGGCCGCGGUGCGACUGCCGUCUGAUCCAGCAGCCAGAGAACCUGCACCUCGUACCUUAUCCAUCUGGUCAACCUGCCAACACUGAUCAAGUUUACGACAACGUACAAAAUGCAUUUAAUCUCAAUGCACCUAAUGUUCCUUUUGAAAUGUUUCUUUCUAACCAUCGGUUAUAUGUGAACUGUAUUCGCACAAUAUGGUUGCAACAACCGUAUGCUGUUCGAAGUGAUCCAAGUAACCCAGCCAACUUCCCUGCGUCGAUUGACAUGAGCCAAUUCGACCGAGCGCUCCCCGAGGCUGUCCUGCAAGCAGAGUGUAUAGAUGAUAUUAACCAACGGAAAACCUUUAUCGAAAUCCAAUUGCGAUCCCUGGUAUCGGCCGCGUCUGGAUACUUGAACGUUAUGGUCACUAAUUUCGCCUCGACGGCAAAUAUUAACGAGCUCUGUUCCAAAAUCAACGUAUUUUACUCGAGUGUGAUUAAGGCUCACAAGCGUCUCCUGCGCACUGGUCCUCUGCAAACCAGUACCGCUACGCCCUCAGCAUCUGCACAGCGCCGCAAUCCGCAGUCAAAGCGAAAACGUUCCCGGAAGAUGAAAGCUGACUCCAAACCGGGACAAGAAUCUAGGUUAACUGACACGUCCCAAGUUCCUCCGCAGGAUUCGAACAUCGAUGCCUCUGGCACUCGAGGUCUUGCAUCUGGUAACGCCGCGGACUCAAUUAACAAUCUCACUCAGCUAUUUGAAUCUCGGUUUACCCUAUUUGGUCCGACGGGCCUGACACCUGUUUCUAAUUCUAUAAACAUUUCGUCUCUAGAUUUUAACAGAACUUUACGUUUCUCUUCAACGACUACGCAUUAUCUUCCUAAUAUGGUGCCGAUAUUUAACGGCCCUUAUGGGUUGAACGUUCCAUUCCCAGCUAACUUGGGAGGGGCACUUUCUCACAUGCCGACAUUCAAUUCAACGAUGCCUCAAUCAUCGGGCAAUCCAGUCUCUGGGUCACCAUUUACAUUCACCUUUCCUUCAUCAACAGCAAUGCGUGCUCCCUGGAUACCAUCCACUCCCGAGGAGGAUAGGGAUGAAUAUCCACAAUGAUCUGCAUUUUGCGAUUAUAUUCUUGGAUCCUUUCCCCACUUUUUGUUGUAAAAUAUUACGAAGAACUUAGUUCAGUUUGCGUACCUUCGGUUUGUGUCUAAGCAAACAUUGGUAUUAGAUUCACCGUCUUUCAUCCGCUCGUCUCGCAAUAUUUAUCUACUAAUCAACAGUCUAAUUUGGCUGUUGUUUUAAUUCUCGACGAGUGUGUGACUUGUACCAACUCUCACGUCUAUGUUGGCGACUUAUCGACGAUGGUCAUCGCUGCUCCGUCAUAUCUUCAUUUCAUGCAUUGCGUGCCUCGAGCUGCUCAACGCCAAGACUAAAUCUUCGCUUCGAAGGUUUUAAUCGUGCUGAAGUCUGAAUAAUUAAUUGACUGCCCUUCUUUCGAAGGGUCAUCGAAAACUGUUGCUAACUGACGAAGCCUUAUAUGCGAACGGCUCCUCUUUUCUCCACGUGGGAUAAUUUAUAUUUGUUGAUAUUUUCUUCGGAAAUUUGUACGUUGAAUUUUAAUGCUUAAAAUGUGAGUUCAUGUGAAAUUAAACAGUUUUUGAGCGUUACUGAUAUCUCCGAGUGUUUCAUACGCUGAAUUGUGUGUGUGAAUCUACCAAUAAAAAGCCUUCUGAAAACUGUUCUUCUGAUGGUCGGAAAGAGGCUCAAUUUAUUGGUUACGAUUUUAUUGCAUGUCAAGCAUACCCACGUGAGCAUUUAAAAGCGCUCUGCAAACAGAUGCUUCGUGCUUCUAAUUCUUUUAUUCUAUUGACGGAAGGUUACGACAAUGUGUAAUUCUUAGCUGAUUUCAGUUUUGUUUCUAAUUAAUUUAAUAAUCAAUAUAUUU
Molecule: messenger RNA, 2108 nt
Organism: Hyalella azteca
Lineage: Eukaryota; Metazoa; Arthropoda; Malacostraca; Amphipoda; Hyalellidae
Exons: 2
Coding region: 176-1273 (365 amino acids)
Source: RefSeq, a predicted model, not a curated record